GUUUGCAACAAUUAAACAAGAGAUAGAAGAAUUAAUCAAACAAUGGGCUUUCCACCUUGUACCAAUCCUAGAAAGUGUCAAGACUCUGCAUGUUGCACCCAAGGGAAAAAGUGUGAGUGGCCAGAGUUGCUAGGCAAACAUGCGGAUGUAGCUAAACGCAUCAUUGAACGUGACGACCCACAAGUGACUGUUCUGAUUCAGUCUAAAGAUUCAAUGAACAAUUUCAAUUAUGAAUUUUGCUGCAAUCGUGUAAUCAUUUUUGCUUACCAUGGUGUUGUUGACAUUCCAUAUCCUCAAGUUGGGUAAAGGAAUUGUAAAAGGGAGUGUUGUAAUGUUGCAUGAAAUAUGCUGAAUAAAGAUCAAGUUAUUUUUUUUUUUUAUCGUUUCUUUAAUUUUUCAAGUAUUUUUCGUAACUAUUUAAUCCGUA
This is a messenger RNA of Spinacia oleracea (spinach), 427 nucleotides long. RefSeq names its product trypsin/subtilisin inhibitor. The record is from RefSeq and is a predicted model, not a curated record. Gene Ontology annotation, biological process: response to wounding. Gene Ontology annotation, molecular function: serine-type endopeptidase inhibitor activity. The transcript is spliced from 2 exons. Lineage: Eukaryota; Viridiplantae; Streptophyta; Magnoliopsida; Caryophyllales; Amaranthaceae. Bases 43 to 306 code for a protein of 87 amino acids.